CAAUCAGCAUCACACACAUCUGAAUUAAAUUCUCAAGUCAAGCCUCACAAUGGCACGAACACGAUCCGUCAAAGUCGCCGCCAAAGAAGCUGCGCCCGAUCCAACGACAUCCCUCGACCCACCCUCGACUCUCCAAACAUUCCCCAGCAAAGCGACGCCAACCCCCCGCCGCCUCCCCAAACGCGUCCUCCCACCCGCCGACGAUGCCUCCACUACAACUUCCCCAAAACCCUCCAAAAAGCGCCGCCAAAGCAGCAAAUACGCCGCGCCCUCCAAAUACUCGCACCUCACGCCCUUGACCGACAUCCUCGAACCCAACCUCAUCUGCGUCUUCGUCGGCACCAACCCGGGCGUGCAAACCGCGACGGCCGGGCACGCCUACGCGCACCCCUCGAACCACUUCUGGAAGCUGCUGCACAGCUCGGGGCUCACCCCGCGGCGACUGUCGCCCUCCGAAGACCGCUCCCUGCCCGCGGAAUACUGCAUGGGCAACACGAACAUCGUGGCGCGGCCGAGCAAAGACGCGGCGGAGCUGAGCAAAGAAGAGAUCGCCGCGGGGACGAAGAUCCUGGAGGAGAAGUUCCGGCGGUACAGGCCGGAGGCGGUGUGCAUCGUGGGCAAGGGGAUUUGGGAGGGGGUGUGGCGGUGGCGGUAUGGGCGGGGGUUUAAGAAGGAGGAGUUUGCGUACGGGUGGCAGGCGGAGCGGGAGAAUAUGGGAAUUUGUGGGGAGGCGGAGGAUGGGGGCGCGUGGGCCGGCGCGAGGGUGUUUGUGGCGACGACGACGAGUGGGCUGGCGGCGAGCUUGAAGCCGGCGGAGAAGGAGGCGAUCUGGAGACCGUUUGGGGAGUGGGUGCAGAAGAGGAGGGAGGAGAGGGGGUUCAAGCCGGAGAGUGUAGUCGUUGGAGCGUAGAAGAGACUUUUGGGCGUUGUAUUUUUGCGUGCUCAUUGCCGGCAGCGUAUGAUCUGAUUGGCAAGAAAGCAAUCUAAUUUAGAGAUCUCUUGGAAAAUUAGGCGAGAUCAAGGGUGCGAUCUCGACGAGGAAGCAAACCAGGGCAGUUACCCACGACGGUCUGUAUCAAUUUCAUAGGUCUCUCCUUAGCUUCGAAAGCAAACCACCGACAUGUGGUUAUAAAAAUAAGGCUCCAUGGUCUUGGGUAAUCCCUGACGUACUACGCUGCAGAGAAAU
Messenger RNA from Mytilinidion resinicola, 1186 nucleotides. RefSeq names its product DNA glycosylase. Lineage: Eukaryota; Fungi; Ascomycota; Dothideomycetes; Mytilinidiales; Mytilinidiaceae. The transcript has 3 exons. Bases 50 to 910 code for a protein of 286 amino acids. The record is from RefSeq and is a predicted model, not a curated record. Gene Ontology annotation, biological process: base-excision repair, AP site formation. Gene Ontology annotation, molecular function: mismatch base pair DNA N-glycosylase activity.